Molecule: messenger RNA, 1305 nt
Organism: Microdochium trichocladiopsis
Lineage: Eukaryota; Fungi; Ascomycota; Sordariomycetes; Xylariales; Microdochiaceae
Exons: 1
Coding region: 1-1305 (434 amino acids)
Source: RefSeq, a predicted model, not a curated record
AUGUCCCGCUCCUCAAGCGGCCUUUCGAGUCCGGGUGAAAUCUCGUACGACUAUGGCCUUCCCGACCAGAUUUUUUUUGAAGGCGGCAAGCGGCGAAUAAGCAUUACCAGCCGCUAUGGCCCCGAGGACGACGAUGCUGAGCCCAGCUUGACAAAAUCGAAGUGGGCACGGCAUGUCGUCUAUCCAGAGGUCUUCGUCGAAAACAUACCACCCUUUUAUAUCCUGCGGGAGGACAGCAGCUCCCCAGCACCACUGUCUGCAAAUUCUCGAGGACUACAUUCUGGCUCGCAGCAGGGUCACGACGCUCAGCAACAGGAAUCCUACUUCAGCGCCGUAUACCAGGCCGAGUACGACAACACAACGCGGCCUGCAAGAAAGGACAGAAGAUCAAAGCAAGCUUCAACCCUGCCAGCAUGCUCUCCGAAGGACAGAUUCGACGAUGGCGACGACCAUAUGAGUGAUGCGGCGGCGGCGGACAGCGUGGAGCGUCAUGUAGCCGAAAACCACAAGCGCAAUCGGCACUCCAAGCACGAGAGGAUUUUGAAGAGCUUGAUUCGUCCGAAGGCACGCAGCGCCGAUUUCGAGAUCGACGACGAGGCCAUCCAGGGAAUCUUCUAUGCUGCCAACGAAUUCUUCUUCUGUGGGCGCCUCAAGGGUCGUGUCACCUGGGAAUGGUCCGACAAGUGCCACUCUAGAUUUCAGACCAACAUCAUCGGCACCACGGCGCUGCGGAAAGCAAGCAACAUUGGCGGCUACGAGACUCUGAUCAUUCUCUCAUCGCAUUUCUUGCGGGACAAGAACUACAGUCGCCGCCUCUUGAUCUCGACUUUCCUCCACGAGCUCGUCCACAGCUACCUUUUCAUCUGCUGCGGCUUCAAGGCACGUGCAUCAGGAGGUCAUACUGAUGGCUUCAUGCGAAUUGCCAGUCUCAUCGACAAUUGGGCUGGGCCAGAAACACUUCACUUGAAAAAUAUCGAAGCCGACCUGGACGACUUCCUCGCAGACGCCGCGACAUAUCUUCAUGAGCAGCCUCUGAGAACGUCUUAUUGCUCUGGCCAUACAAGUGAAACACCCCCAUCAAGGGUCAAUGCGGCGCCCGAAUGGCUGCCAGCGGAUUUUCUCCACUCAUACGAUUCUCGAUCUGCCAGCCCCGAUACUACCGUAAUGGAGUCUAGGGAACAGAGACAUCGCACUAAUGUAUCCGUCGACGCGGAACCUACUUUCAUCAUUCUACCCACGAAGAGGCCAGAGCCAAUAUGGCAUUACGAGGGCCCAAUCGACUAUCGGCACAAUCGCCUAGCUUAG